Messenger RNA from Dibothriocephalus latus, 1323 nucleotides. The record is from the annotation of a GenBank genome assembly. NCBI's taxonomy places the organism in Eukaryota, Metazoa, Platyhelminthes, Cestoda, Diphyllobothriidea, Diphyllobothriidae.
AUGAUAUCGCUAUCUAAGAUUCGUUAUGAACCGAAAGCACCCUUCUUUAUCCUCCACUUUAUGACCAUGUUUCCCAACACCUUUUACCUGAAACCCAUAAUUUCGAAGAGGUUUCGCCUGGUCAAUGCAACGCUCAUGAGUAUCAGCUAUUUAUUGUUGGCUUACAAUGAAACCGAGGGCACGAUGGACCUCGUCCUGUUCAAUGACGCUCUUGCACACCUGAGCAUUAUUCACCGCAUUUUGCGACUGGAGGGCAGUCACGCCCUGCUAGUCGGCGUCUCGGGCUCCGGCAAGAAGGUGCUGGCCAAACUGGCUGCCUUCAUUGCCGGCCUCUCACCCUUCGAGAUCAGUCUCAGCAAGAGUUACGGCAUGCCGGAGUUCUGCGAGGAUCUGAAGAGCCUCUAUUCGGGAAUGGCGGAGAACAAGAAACAGUACAUGUUUAUGUUUGCUGAUAACCACGUUCGAGAAGAAGGAUUUUUGGAAUUAAUCAACAACAUCCUAACAACUGGAGCUUUGGUAGCUCUGUUCUCCGAGGAGGACAAGGACGGUAUAAUAAAUAAUGUUUGGCCGACUGCGGAAGCGGCUAUCAAGGCGAUUGGCGGAGCGACUGCCUCUGUAACCAAGGAGACAGUAUGGAAGUGGUUCCACAAGAAUUGUACUGCUCGGCUCCACCUGGCCCUCUGUAUGAGUCCAGUUGGUGACAACCUACGAAACCGAUGCCGAAACUUCCCGGGCCUUGUCAAUUGCACUACCAUCGACUGGUUCUUCCCGUGGCCAGAACAGGCCUUGUUCGCCGUUGCCUGCAGUCUGAUUGAUCCAAAGAGCGGUGUGGUUCCUCGAAGGCACUGGGAGUCCAUAAUCACAAACAUCGUAUCAAUGCACAUGAUUGUGGAAGAGGAGAGUCUGGAAUUCAGACGACAGCUGCGACGUGAUAACUACGUCACUGCAACUAACUACAUCGGCUUCAUUCAGGGCUACAAGGCCCUUCUGAGAGACAAAAAUGAAGAAAAUAUCCAGGGUCAGAAUCGACUCAAGGUGGGUCUGGAGAAGUUGCAGGAGACCGCAAAGCAGAUCGACGAACUGAAGGUGAAGAUGGCUGUGCAGAAGGUGGUGCUGGAGGAGAAGACCAAGUCCUGCGAGGUGCUUCUGGUGGAAAUUGAAGAGUCCACAAAGACUGGUACUGAAAAGAAGACCGAGGCGCAGGCGAAGUCUGUGGAGGUCGCUGCACAACAGAAAGUCAUCACGAAGGAGAAGGUUGGUUGGUGGUUUUUUUUAAUCGGAGGACCCAUUGUCCGCCAUGAAAUUGCCCGGAGGGUUCUUUAA